GAAGUGUUCACACGUAUCAUGUGAUUUCGCUUCUCCAGGCACACUCUCUGCUCGUGAAGGCAGCCAUGGCCAAAUAAGUGAAAACGACCCUGUAAAGGUUCACUGUUUCGAGAAGGAGAACGUCGGGUUUGUCCCACGGGAGGCUGCGGAAGAUGCAGAACGUCAUCAACUCGGUGAAAGGCACCGCGCUGGGAGUGGCGGAGUUCCUCACCCCGGUGCUGAAGGAGUCGAAAUUCAAAGAGACCGGAGUCAUCACACCGGAGGAGUUCGUUGCAGCUGGAGAUCACUUGGUUCACCAUUGCCCCACAUGGAAGUGGGCCGCAGGAGAAGAGGUGAAGGUGAAGCCGUAUUUGCCGCAGGACAAACAGUUUCUCCUGACACGCAAUGUUCCGUGUUACAAGCGCUGUAAACAGAUGGAGUAUUCAGACGAGCUGGAGGCCAUCAUAGAGGAGGAUGAUGGAGACGGAGGAUGGGUGGACACUUACCACAACCACGGUUUGUUAGGAGCCACAGAAGCUGUACGAGAAAUUUCAUUGGAUAAUAAUAAGGACAGGAAUAUGAAUGCCAAGUCAGCAGCACGUGGCGUUGCUGAUGAUGAUGAUGACGACGAUGAGGAUGGAGAAGAAGCAGCAGACAUGGAAGAAUACGAGGAGAGCGGCCUGUUGGAAACCGAUGAGGCCACCCUGGACACCAGCAAAAUGGUAGAAACAAAACCCAAAGCAGACCCUGGGAAUGAAGACGACAUCCUUCAGACUAGAACAUAUGACCUGUACAUCACAUACGACAAAUACUACCAGACCCCUCGACUCUGGCUGUUUGGAUAUGAUGAAGACAGGCAACCGCUGAGUGUGGAACAGAUGUACGAGGAUAUCAGCCAGGAUCAUGUGAAGAAGACGGUCACCAUCGAGAACCACCCACACCUUCCUCCACCUGCCAUGUGCUCCGUCCACCCCUGCAGACAUGCUGAAGUGAUGAAAAAGAUCAUCGAGACAGUGGCAGAAGGCGGAGGAGAGCUCGGCGUGCACAUGUAUCUUCUGAUUUUCCUCAAAUUCGUUCAGGCCGUCAUUCCCACAAUAGAAUAUGACUACACGAGACACUUCACCAUGUAGCUUCAUCUGCGUGCCGCUUCAUCCAUUUUAACAUCUUGUACAUGGGGAAAAGAUGGGAGAUUGUGUAUGUGGUCUGCUCAGGUUGCUGCUGGUGUGUGGAGUGUUUGUGUUACUCUGAGAGACUUUGUGUGGGCGCAGGACACAGGGAACGUUCAAGUCAUGUUUCUGUUAAAGGAACAGUCCGACGUUUCCGGGACACAGCCUUGAUUUCCAUUAAAACAAGUCAGAGAAGGAAAUUAAUAUACCAGUAUGUGUCCAGUACAGAGAUGGAUGUGUUUUGUCUAAACAGUUUCAUGUUGUAUCUUUCUAUUUAACGUACUUAAAAAAAUUAAAAAAUCAACUAAUGUGGAUAUAUUUGUUUGAGUUCUUACUUUGUGUUCUUCCCACUUUUGGUUAUAAGCUGACUAGACUAACCACAUCCUAAACGUAUCUCCGUACCAGACAGAUAGUGAUGAAACUAACAUCCAUCUUGUCACCUGACUCUGCUCUAAGACUCCAGACAAGGCUGUGUCCUGAAAGCCGGAUUGUUCCUCUGACAUUUCUCAGCAGGUUUAAUGUUGUGACCACCGCACCAAGAUCGUGUUAAGAAGAUUACAAAACUCACCUCAUUCCGCACUUCUACUUCCCUGCUUCAGAAAAACGAAUGAGCCCUGGUUGUUCAAAGUGUCCGUCCCUUGAGUUUACCUUUGCUGGCCAAUAAACACAGAGCAAUGUGAGCAUUAACUUUGCUGCAUCCAAAUGAUGAAUGUAAGUCCAGUACCCCUUUUGCUUUUAGCUCUGUGUUGGGUCUCCACCGCCUCAAGAUGAUGCUGUCAGAUAUAUAAAUAUACAUAUAUUGUAUCUGACAGCAGCAUUGAUGAAAGAUUAUUGAUUAUUGACAGUUGUUCCCAUGCUUUACUGCAGUGAUUAUUAUUGCUUUCAUUCUUAUGGUCUGCAGGAUUUACAUCAUCAGCCCCUCUCAUGCCAGUUUGUCUUAAAUCUUCAUUCUCUGAAUGUGGCGAUGGACGGUUUUCUCACGUCUGCAGCUUGUGUCGGAUCAACAAGACAUUUUUUUCAGCCCUGCUUGUACAAGUGUGAUGCAUCGCCCAUGACUGUGUCUGUGUGAAGGUUGACCGUGACCUCAGAUGUGCUGCACUUUCAAAAAACAACCAGAUUUGUCAGUGAACAGCCCUUCAAUGAAUUUCUUGGGCUGUGUUGUUCAUCAGAUUGUGGAUUCUAAUCUGCAUUUGGCUCAUUUUGGUGACAUGUUUCUGACAGCACUUACUCAACUAAAUACAAUAAUGAGCUUCAGUGAUUCCUGCUUUUAUUUCCUUGUUGUCGCUAGGUGGGGUAGAAUACUCUCUCUGUACCGUCUGUUGCUCCAGUGUCCAGAUCUAACAUGCUCAGUGGUAACACAUUUUAAACUAAUGCACAUUUAUCAAUAAAGAGUUUCCCAAAUAUUGUAUACAGAA
Molecule: messenger RNA, 2560 nt
Organism: Pleuronectes platessa (European plaice)
Lineage: Eukaryota; Metazoa; Chordata; Actinopteri; Pleuronectiformes; Pleuronectidae
Gene: atg3
Product: autophagy related 3
Exons: 12
Coding region: 153-1109 (318 amino acids)
Biological process (GO): nucleophagy; autophagosome assembly; autophagy of mitochondrion
Cellular component (GO): cytosol; cytoplasmic ubiquitin ligase complex
Molecular function (GO): Atg8-family ligase activity
Source: RefSeq, a predicted model, not a curated record